AUCGAGGGGGUUCUCCGCCUUCGCCAUGUCGCUUCUGGCCGACGCCCUCGCCUGCUGGCGGCCUUGGGACUCGGCGCUGAGGGGUCCGGCGCGGCGUGCUCCCGAGGCAGCCUGCUCGCCGAGCAGAGUAGCGGAGGCGUCGCGGGCGAGGCCUGCGGACCGCGAGGGCACCAGGGCCGCGGUGGCGGUGCAGCCUGCCCGCCUCGCGAUCAGCCGGGCGGCGCCUGGCGCGGCCGACGGCGGCGCGGCCUCGCCGCGGAAGCCCGACGGGCUCGGCGCGGGCCUCGACGGCGAUGAGUCGUCGGCGAGCACGCAGUCGGCGACCACGCAGGCCAGCUCCUCCGGGCCCUCGGCGGCCUCGCCGACGGCGCCCAGCCCGCUCGGCACGGGCCUCGAUGGCAGCCUGUCCUUGACGGGCCUCGACGACAGCUGGGCGCCGACGAGCACGGAGCCCAGCUGCUUGGAGCCUUCGGAGGCCUCGCCGGGGGAGCUCGGCAGGCUCGGCGCGAGGCUCGGCGACGGCGACGCCUCGCCGCAGAGCUCGGAGGCGAGCGCAUCCUCGGGGCCCUCGCGCCCGGGAUGCGGGCGCCAGUGCCUCGCCGGCUGCGGCGGCGCGCGCCCCGUGCAGGGCCCCGCCAGCGGGGGGAGGCCCACCGCCGCCGCCCGCGGGAGGGGCGAGACCACGCUGCGGGGCGGGGUGCUCGGCGACUUCUGCGUCGUCAGGACCGUGGGCAGCGGCUUCCUGGGGUCCGUCCGCCUCGUCGUGCGCGCCGGCGGCGGAGAGCCCGCGCCCUUCGCGCUCAAGGUCAUGAAGAAGAGGGAGGUGCUGAGGAGGAGGCAAGUGGUGCACGCGCGGCAGGAGAAGGAGCUGCUCGGCAAGGCCGACCACCCGUUCAUCGUCAAGCUGUUCGGCACGUUCCAGGACGAGGCGCUUCAUAAUGGCGCUGGCAUGUUCUACGCGGCCGAGAUCAUCUUGGCGAUUGGCCACCUUCACGGUAUGAGCGUCGCCUACCGAGAUCUGAAGCUGGAGAACGUUCUCCUCGAUUCUUGCGGCCACGUGAAGCUGGUGGAUUUUGGCUUCGCGAAGGUCGUGCGCACGCGCACUUACACGAUGUGUGGAACCCCAGACUACCUUGCGCCAGAGAUCAUCAACAGGACGGGCCACGACAAGUGCGUGGACUGGUGGGCCCUGGGCGUGCUCGUCUACGAGAUGCUGGUGGGCCACGCGCCGUUCCGGGGCGCCACGGCCACCGCGAUCUACCAGAAGGCGAUCUCGGUUCAGCCAGAGUUCCCUUCUGGCCUCACAGAGAACGCCCGGAGCCUGAUCGCGGGGCUCUUGACCAAGUUGAAGAGACGCCGCUUGGGCGCCGGCAGGGGCGACGCCGAGGAAGUCAAGGGCCACCAGUGGUUCGAGUCGGUGCGCUGGGCCAGGGUCCUGCAGAAGCGGUACUCCAGGGCACCCUGCUCGGAGACUAGAGCUCUGCAGUGGCGAAGCAUGGAGCCGUCCAACGCCAUGCUGCUGGCUUUCAUGAAGGGAAUGGACAGGAAUGUUGAGGACCAGCUGACGCUCACCAGGACCGACGUCAAUAGAGUCGAUGGCAAGGCGGACAUGGCUCUGGCGGCCUCCAAUCAUGCGGAGAUGGGGGCCAAUGAGGCCAUGAAAAUUGCGAGGGAUGCCGCUGCUGGGUUCAGGCCAGUGUCGAAUCCCCGUGUUCUCAACCUCUGGAUGAUGCACCAGUCUAUGGAGCAGAAGGCAGUUACUUCACUUUUCGUGUUUAUGGUUGCAGCCAUGAGCAAAGCUGAAGGCAGGAACAGGAAGCUCAUGAUCGUGCUCCUUCAGAACGAAAUCAGGUUGCCUGGUCCAGAGGGCAACAGGCCAGCGGUCGCCAGAAUCAACAGGGACGGGAGGCCGACACUCAUCAAGGACAACUUUCCGGAGGAGCUCAAGGCGUCCCCGAUGGUCAAGGGAUGUCUAGAACCGCUUAGCGACGAGAUUGAGUGGGACAUCCUACUCCUGCGAGAAUUUGUUGGGCAGAAAGUUAUGUUCACAGUUUUCUGCGUGGUCAUUGCGUUGUGGCAUCUCCUGGAGAUCUCCAAGUACGUGGCUGUGCAAUGGUGGUUCGUCGUAGACAUGCACGUUCGUUUUGUGGAUGCGGCUCGUGCCAGCGCGGGCGACAUAUACGCGCUGCUCACCCUGGAGUGUUGCCACGACGCAGCAUGGAGGACAAAGAAGCCGAUCGGGCGGACGGUCCAGUGCCCAGAAAAGUGCGUCGAGACGGGGAACAGGCCCGCGACGCCGAUCCAUGUGAUGCUGCCCGCCAAGAAUGCUAAGGUCACCGACCCGAUUUGGACCGUCAAGCAGGCGUGGCAGCCGCGCCGUCGCAACAAUGUAGCCGACCACAUUGCAAACCACGCCCUCGAGAGCAAAGUCUCGUGA
This is a messenger RNA of Prorocentrum cordatum, 2437 nucleotides long. The record is from the annotation of a GenBank genome assembly. NCBI's taxonomy places the organism in Eukaryota, Dinophyceae, Prorocentrales, Prorocentraceae.